Molecule: messenger RNA, 3843 nt
Organism: Nannospalax galili (Upper Galilee mountains blind mole rat)
Lineage: Eukaryota; Metazoa; Chordata; Mammalia; Rodentia; Spalacidae
Gene: Thap12
Product: THAP domain containing 12
Exons: 5
Coding region: 340-2613 (757 amino acids)
Molecular function (GO): protein dimerization activity
Source: RefSeq, a predicted model, not a curated record
GGGGGAGGAAGGCUGAGGGAAGAGGGCACCCCCGGGUGCCGGGGUGCAUUGUGGGAAGGAGGCGGCAGCGUCCCGGGCGGGCGGGAGGUGCAGCAGCGGCGGCGACGGCGGUAAAUCCUCCCGGCCGCUCACAGCACUGUGGAGCCGCGUCCCCAGCCCGGCCGCGGCCCGCGCGCCCCUCCUGCCCCUCGCGGCUUCGCGCGCGCCGGCCCCUCCUCCGCGCGCGGCCUUGCCUAUCCGGCCGGCCAGCCUGGCUCCCCUCCCCGGCCCCGCGGGGCGGCCGGGCUGCCCUGACGAGGCGGGGAGGGGAGGGCUGGACCGGCCGGCGGCCGGACGACCAUGCCGAACUUCUGCGCGGCUCCCAACUGCACGCGGAAGAGCACGCAGUCCGAUCUGGCCUUCUUCAGGUUCCCGCGGGACCCGGCCAGAUGCCAGAAGUGGGUUGAGAAUUGUAGGAGAGCAGACUUAGAAGAUAAAACACCUGAUCAACUAAAUAAACAUUAUCGACUGUGUGCCAAACACUUUGAGACCUCUAUGAUCUGUAGAACUAGUCCUUAUAGGACAGUUCUUCGAGAUAACGCAAUACCAACAAUAUUUGAUCUUACCAGUCAUUUGAAUAAUCCACAUAGCAGACACCGAAAACGAAUAAAAGAAUUGAGUGAAGAUGAAAUCAGGACACUGAAACAGAAAAAAAUUGAUGAAACUUCUGAACAAGAACAUGAAACUAACAGCAAUGCUCAGAACCCCAGUGCAGAAGGGGGUAACCAGCAGGAUGGGAACAUUUUGCCUUUAACCCUUGAAGAGAAGGAAAACAAAGAGUACCUAAAGUCUUUAUUCGAAAUUUUGAUUCUCAUGGGAAAACAAAACAUACCUCUGGAUGGGCAUGAGGCCGAUGAGAUCCCAGAGGGUCUCUUUACUCCCGAUAACUUUCAGGCACUUCUGGAAUGCCGGAUAAAUUCUGGUGAAGAGAUCUUGAGAAAACGCUUUGAGACCACAGCAGUCAACACAUUAUUCUGUUCUAAAACCCAGCAGAAGCAGAUGCUGGAGAUCUGUGAGAGCUGCAUCCGGGAGGAAACGCUCAGGGAGGUGAGAGACUCACACUUCUUCUCCAUUAUCACGGAUGAUGUGGUGGACAUAGCAGGGGAAGAGCACCUGCCUGUACUGGUGAGGUUUGUGGACGAGUCUCAGAACCUGAGAGAGGAGUUUGUGGGCUUUCUGCCCUAUGAGGCUGAUGCAGAGAUUCUGGCUGUGAAAUUUCACACCACAAUAACUGAGAAAUGGGGACUAAAUAUGGAGUAUUGUCGUGGCCAGGCUUACAUUGUCUCCAGUGGAUUUUCUUCCAAGAUGAAAGUUGUUGCGUCAAGACUUUUAGAGAAAUAUCCCCAAGCCAUCUACACACUCUGCUCCUCCUGUGCCUUAAAUUCGUGGUUGGUGAAGUCCGUCCCUGUGAUGGGGGUAUCGGUUGCUCUAGGAACAAUUGAGGAAGUUUGUUCUUUUUUCCAUCGAUCACCACAGCUGCUUUUAGAGCUUGACAACGUAAUUUCUGUUCUUUUUCAGAAUAGUGAAGAACGGGGUAAGGAACUGAAAGAAAUUUGCCAUUCUCAGUGGUCAGGCAGGCACGACGCUUUUGAAGUUCUGGUGGACCUCUUACAAGCACUUGUUUUAUGUUUAGAUGGAAUAAACAAUGACACAAAUACUAGGUGGAACAACUGUAUAGCUGGCCGAGCAUUUGUGCUCUGUAGUGCAGUGACGGAUUUUGACUUCAUUGUUACCAUUGUUGUUCUUAAAAAUGUCUUAUCUUUUACAAGGGCCUUUGGGAAGAAUCUCCAGGGACAAACUUCUGAUGUCUUCUUUGCAGCCAGUAGUUUGACUGCAGUACUGCAUUCCCUCAACGAGGUGAUGGAAAACAUUGAAGUUUAUCAUGAGUUUUGGUUUGAAGAAGCCACAAAUUUAGCAACCAAACUUGACAUUCAAAUGAAACUCCCAGGGAAAUUCCGUAGGGCUCAGCAGGGUAACCUGGAAUCUCAGCUAACCUCUGAGAGUUACUAUAAAGAAAGCCUCAGUGUUCCAACAGUGGAGCACAUUAUUCAGGAACUUAAAGAUAUAUUUUCCGAACAGCACCUCAAAGCUCUGAAGUGCUUGUCUCUGGUACCCUCAGUCAUGGGACAGCUCAAAUUCAACACGUCAGAGGAACAUCACGCUGACAUGUACAGAAGUGACUUACCCAAUCCGGACACGCUCUCAGCCGAGCUGCACUGUUGGAGAAUCAAGUGGAAACACAGAGGCAAAGAUAUAGAGCUGCCAUCCACCAUUUAUGAAGCCCUCCAUCUGCCAGAUAUCAAGUUUUUUCCUAACGUGUAUGCUUUGCUGAAGGUCCUGUGCAUUCUCCCGGUAAUGAAGGUGGAGAAUGAACGCUAUGAAAAUGGACGAAAGCGUCUCAAAGCAUACUUGCGGAAUACUUUGACAGACCAGAGGUCAAGUAAUUUGGCUUUGCUUAACAUAAAUUUUGAUAUAAAACAUGAUUUGGAUUUAAUGGUGGACACAUACAUCAAACUCUACACAAAUAAAUCAGAGCUUCCUACAAAUAAUUCAGAAACCAUUGAAAAUACCUAAGAGAUUUUUUAGGAUGGGUUUUGUCUUAUAUUUGGUAUUUGGAAGAAAAGCUGUAAAAUGUAAUAAUAGGCCACUUAAUCACUGAAUACCUUGCUGAUAGGCCUCCAGUUGAAUACAUUAGUCAUUGGCAAUGACUUACUUAAAUGGCCCCUGUUUGAACUCUUAUGCUUUCAAUACCUGCUCUUCCAGAGGAUGACAUUAUGAGUGCCAAAAUUCACCUUGGGACUGUCUGCUAGUGGUACUCUGGAAUUGUUUUAGUUAAAGUCAUUUUAGAUAAAACAUCAUUGUGUAUCCAGUUGUCAGGAAUUAUCAGGUCUUUAAAGAAAUGAAUUUUGAGAAGGAAUUGAAGAGAGGAAUGCAUUUUAUAAUUUGUUAGAAUGAAGUCCAUUAUUGACUUUUGACUAGUAGGACCUUUAAGUGUGAUAUUUAAAAUCUGUAAUAGCAGCACUUGGGAGGUGGGCAGGAGGAUCACAGAUUUUAAGCCAAGUUGGGCUACAUAGUGAGACUGUGUCUCAAAAAACAGGGAGUAGGGAUGUAGCUUAGUGGUGGGAGCACUUGCCUAGCAUGUGCAAGCCCUGGGUUCAUUCCUCAGCAUUGCAAAAGGCAACAACAGCAAAAAACAGCUGCAUAAUGGACAGUUACAGAAAUUAGCAGAGGGGUGGUGGUGAGCUCACCAAGCAGAUUUCAGUGUAGAUUUUUGUAUGUAUGAAAGGAACUCGAACGAGUUACAGAUUGAAUGGCAGAUCCUGGAGCUGUCAUUCCACAUCUGGUUGUUGCUGAAUACAUUCCUUUGUUGAGCCCACACUUUCAAAAGCUUCUCAGCAGGUAUACUGACUUCUACUUCAUGGUCAUGACAGACCCAGAGGCCAUCCAUACAGGCAACUGACUUGUCUGUUUUCUUCUGUCUUUUUAAACCAUGAUUAUAUCUACUGUCUCGUCUUGAUUUAUAAGCAGAACCUAUAAAAAUUAAUGUUUUGUGGUUUAUCUAAAAAGUAAUACAGAAAAUAUUGCUGUUAUUUUUGGUGAAUAAAAUCAAUUUUGUAUAGUUUAUUUCAAUCUAAAUAAAAUGUAAAUUUUGUUUAAACUUAAGGUACCUUAUUUUUGGUGGGGUCAGAACACAUUCUUUUGAUAAAUUCUCCAAAAACAUAUUUGCUAAUCAGUCUCACAGUUUUCACAUAUACUUCAUACUUCAAAAUGAAAUAUAUUCUGGUUUUUCUUUUUUGGUUUAAG